AUGACCGUUCGCGAGCACAUCGCAACCGAACUACACAGACCGGCUAUCCGGCGGUUUGCCAGACGGGUCGUGCGCACCGACGGCAAAGACGAUUUAUGGCAAGCCGACCUCGUAGACAUGAAAAAGUUUUCCAAAGUAAAAAAAAAUAAAAAUCACACGUUCCUCCUGACAGUUAUAGACGUGUACACCAAGUACGGCUGGGCCGUACCGUUGAAAAAUAAAUCUGGUCCGACCGUGGCCACUGCCCUCGAACACAUAAUCAAGUCCAGCGGCAGGCGAUGUCGUCACCUGCACACGGAUCGUGGUCUGGAAUUUAUCAAUAAAGACGCACGACGCGUGUACGAGCAGCAGUAUAAUAUACACCAUUAUCAAACGUACACGCCGCUGAAGGCGAGCGUUUGCGAACGCUGGAACAGAACGCUUUAA
Molecule: messenger RNA, 426 nt
Organism: Adelges cooleyi (spruce gall adelgid)
Lineage: Eukaryota; Metazoa; Arthropoda; Insecta; Hemiptera; Adelgidae
Exons: 1
Coding region: 1-426 (141 amino acids)
Biological process (GO): DNA integration
Molecular function (GO): nucleic acid binding
Source: RefSeq, a predicted model, not a curated record